This is a messenger RNA of Enterobius vermicularis (human pinworm), 396 nucleotides long. The record is from the annotation of a GenBank genome assembly. NCBI's taxonomy places the organism in Eukaryota, Metazoa, Nematoda, Chromadorea, Rhabditida, Oxyuridae.
AUGAUGCAGCAAUUGUUCUUGCUCUGUCUCUGGUUGGUGGCUAUCGAAGCAUUGUCACAUAAACAUGAAAAAUGCGGACCGAAUUCCCACUUUGUCAGAUGCGGAUCUCCGUGUCAUAAAAAAUGCAACAAAAGAGAUAAGAUAACUUGUCCAAAAAUUUGCUUCCGAGGAUGCAUCUGUGAUCAGGGUUAUAUCCUAGAUGAUCAAGAAAAAUGUAUUAAACCCGAGGAGUGUCCAGCUCCCCGAUUAGCCCGAGCAGCACAGGGCAAAAAGUGCAACCGUAAUGAACAUUAUACGACUUGCGGUACAGCAUGCGAACCAACUUGCGGCAAACCAUUAGCAGACAUGUGCACGUUGCAGUGCGUUCCAGAUGUCUGCCAGUGUAAUCCCGGAUUU